This is a messenger RNA of Cyclopterus lumpus (lumpfish), 4869 nucleotides long. RefSeq names its product pleckstrin homology domain-containing family G member 3. The record is from RefSeq and is a predicted model, not a curated record. Lineage: Eukaryota; Metazoa; Chordata; Actinopteri; Perciformes; Cyclopteridae. Gene Ontology annotation, molecular function: guanyl-nucleotide exchange factor activity. The transcript has 19 exons. Bases 197 to 4426 code for a protein of 1409 amino acids.
GAGAGGGACGCGGUACAAGCGGGUGACCUGCGCUGGGACCUGAGCGUCUGAGCGGAUUUUAACAUGUGAGAAAACAACAACUGUCAGCGUAACUUCAAGAUUCACACCAAGGAUUUGCAGAGAAAAGUUUUUUUCCCCCGAGGAUAACAGUCGUCGGGAGGAAAAGAAGUUGGCGAAUCCGCUCCAGAGGCCUGACAUGCCACAGGGGUCCCAUUCGGCUCUCCACCAGGACCCAAUGGGGGAAGAAUCUCCUCAGUUGUCCUCGCCCCUCUCCACCAAUGAACAUCACCGGGCAAACAAUGACUUGGGCCCAGACUAUAGCCGGCUAUGUGUGGAGCUAUCGGACGGAGACGGAGAACGUCCAGUGAGUCUGGUGUCCACCCUGUCCUCCGGCUCAUCCCGGGAUAGUCGCAGCCUCUUUGGAAGCACCGCAGCCCUUCCUUCCUCCACCACUCCACCCAUACAGAGUGAGGAGGACAUAGACCUUGAGCUCAGCCCAGCUGAAGGCACUGGAGAGCGGCCAGCGGACCAGAGUCCCACCCUCACAUGUUCCAGGGGGCGCUGGCGGGAACGGCUGGAGCCCAGGGUGAUCAGCAACCAGUGGAACAACAACGCCACAUCCAACAGGAAGGCAAGUGGAGAAAAACCUCACAUCCUCGCCUCGCCUGUCGUUACGCACGCCAUGGCGCCCAACCCAAAGCUGACCUAUUUGGAUCGUGUUGUCAUGGAGAUAAUUGAGACGGAGCGCAUGUACGUCAAGGACCUGCGCAGCAUCGUGGAGGACUACUUGGCUCAUAUUAUCGAUAUGAGUAACCUUCCCAUACAGCCAGAGCAAGUGUGUGCUCUGUUCGGAAACAUAGAGGACAUCUAUGAGUUCAACAGUGAACUGCUGCAGUCCUUAGACAUGUGUGAGAAUGACCCCGUGGCCAUCGCUCGAUGCUUUGUCGAUAAGAGUGAAUACUUUGAAAUAUACACUCAGUAUUGCACCAACUAUCCCAACUCAGUGGCAGCACUGACCGACUGCAUGAGGAGUACAACUUUGGCCACGUUCUUUCGGGAUCGACAGGCUGCUCUGAAGCGCUCCCUCCCUUUAGGCUCCUAUCUGCUAAAGCCGGUCCAGAGGAUCCUGAAGUAUCACCUGCUGCUUCAGGAAAUUGCAAAGCACUUUGACUCGGACGAGGAGGGCUAUGAGGUCAUUCAGGAGGCCAUCGACACCAUGACCGGCGUGGCCUGGUACAUCAACGAUAUGAAGAGGAAACAUGAACAUGCUGUCAGAGUGCAGGAGAUACAGUCUCUUCUCAUCAACUGGAAGGGUCCUGACCUGACCACCUAUGGAGAGCUGGUGCUGGAGGGCACCUUUCAUGUCCUGCGGGCGAAGAACACCCGUACACUCUUCCUCUUCGAAAAGAUGCUUCUCAUUACCAAGAAAAGAGGAGACCACUACGUCUACAAGAUCCACAUAUCAUGCUCCACCCUAAUGCUACUUGACAGUGCCAAGGAUCCCCUGCUCUUCAGUGUUAUCCAUUUUAAGCAUCCCAAGCAACCCCAUACAGUGCAGGCCAAGUCGGUAGAGGAGAAGCGUCUCUGGGCCCAUCACAUUAAGAGGCUCAUUCUUGAGAACCACAACACCAUCGUCCCGCAAAAGGCAAAAGAAGCCAUCCUGGACAAUUCAAUCUAUCCAGGGAAGUACUACUAUAGUCCUGAGAGGCUGAAAAAAGCAGAGUCCUGCCAAGCUGAUGACUUCCAUCUUGGAGGGUGGAAUGGGAGAAGGAGAUCAGAGCCUGCAAAACAAAUCAUAAGAAGCACAAAAGCUGUUUUGAAGCACGCAGACAGUGAGGGUGCACUGCUGGGGGAGAGGUGCUCCCUCCAGCCGCCCACUAGUGUCAGUACGCUGGCCUCCUGUCUAAGUGAGUCCCAGGCUGAGAGGCCAUGUGUGGAGGAUCUAAUCCCCAGAAGGGACUCCCUGGAGCAUCUAAGUCCUACUGACAGUGACCCGAAACUGGACUCUCCAUCCAGUGAAGUGGUGCUGGAGAAGGCAGAGGAGGCAAUGGAAGAGAAGGAGGGGGAGAGUUACAAGGAAGAUAUACUGAUGGGAGAUGACCAGGUAGCCGACUUUGCCAGCUCAGUGCUGGCAGCCAUCUCCUGCUGGCACUAUAGAGCCAGGGCUUUGCUUUCUACUCACUUCACAACGGAUGAUCAGAUUGGAGAUACAGCUGAAUUAAAAACGACACCAACAGAGGAGUUAAACACUCACAGACAGGAGGAAAAACAUGUGGCUGUGAAAGAAACUCCUGUCACACAGGUCAGUGUGGAGGAGCUGUGCCCUCUGGACUGUGUCCCUCAAGCAAGAAAGAGCCUUCAGCUGGAGGUGCAUUACUCCCAGUGCCCCGAGUCUCCGGUCUAUCCUUUGCAACAAGGAGCCGACACACCAGAACCUCAGGAUAACACAAGAGAAACUGCGGAGGAAGAAGAAGAAAGGGAGCGCGAUUCCUCUGUUCUCCAAGUGGAGGAGACGAGUGUACUGACAAAUGGGGAGCUCUCAGAAGACGAAGAGGUGCUUUCAGACAAUAAAAGCAUCCUACCUUCCUCCGUGUUGGACCAGGCAAGUGUGAUAGCUGAGCGCUUCAUCAGCAACCUUUCGAGGCGGAGCAGUCUGGUUUCAGAGGACCUGGGGUCCCUCGCGUGCCCCUCACCCUCAAUAGAUUAUGACCUCUUCAAAAGCCCCUCAGCUUGCAUGGAUUUAGAGCAACAGACUAAAAUGCUGGCCAGCUCUUUCCCAGAGCCACAGGUCAUCUCCGAGAUUGAUCUGUCAACGCCUGCACCCGAUCCCGCACUGAGCGCCCUUGUUGAAGAGGAACACAGGUCCACUCUUUCUAAACAAGAUCUCCUCCUCAUCCGCAAGAUCAGAAGAUACUACGAGCAUGCGGAGAACCAAGAUGCUACCUUUAGCAUCAAGCGCCGUGAGAGUCUCUCCUAUAUCCCAGCAGGUCUGGUCCGGCACCUCAGCCGACAGCUAAACAGUAUUCCUAAGGAGCAGGCCGUCCCGGUUCAUAGGAAAGGCCUCUCUCGGAACCGCCCCACUUCCUGGUCAGUAUUUGACCUUCCUGGCUUGGAAAGGAGUCGAAACACUGACUCUCAUCAAAAGACUGAUCCACAGGGACCAGUGGUAGCUAAGGCUAGAUCUCAGAGCAUCACAGAUGCCGCUACCACAGAGGAAGAGUUCAGAACCUCAUCGGACAUGCUCAAGGUCUGGAAAGACAUGGAAAUGGAGGAGGACAGCCAGGAAGUCCUGCAAAAUCCAGAGGAGAAAGUUAACCACUCAAGAUUAGAAACGGCAUGGGAUGUCAGCUUAGAUACGUUAGAUGUUAAAACCAGUAAGCAACCACCUCCUAUUUUAGAAGAGUCUGAAAAAGGCACUGCCUCAGAUGGCUCCUUCCUCUCAUCUCCCACCAUAACUUUUCCAGCAGUAGAAGGGGGAUCGUGUCAGGACUCUAUGUCUCCAGACAGGAGCUGCGUCAACCAUGGCCAACUACCUAAGAUAAUUGGCUUCCGAACAAGCUUGGAUGAAGACCAGAUCCUACAAGACAUGGGGAAGAUGAAGAACAAGGUGUUCCAGCUGGCACGUCAGUACAGUCAGCGCAUCAAAAGUAACAGGCCAAUAGUCUGGCCGAGGAACCGAGAGAGAGCAAAUCAACAGGGCUUCAAGUGUUUGCCUGCUGUCCGUGAGGAGAAGAUGCAAUUGAGGAAAAAGGGUAAACCCAACCUGAGGUUGCCCUUGAACACUUGCGUUCAGUCAGUCGUCCAUGAAGAGCGUUCUCCAAGCCCGGUCCAGACCCCCAGCUCUGGACCCAGCUCCCAGAGCACAGUUACCAGCCCACAAAGCCCAGCGUCAGAGACGGUGACCUUCCACUGGCCUGACGUACAGGAGCUGCGCACCAAAUACACUCCCCACUCUUCAAAAGCAACUCCUGGCUGCACAGUCCACAACGGGAUGCUGGAGUGCUGUACAAACGGGUGUAAUGGAUGUUCACACAUGUACAAUAGCUCCUCUGACCUUCACAACGCUCUGACAGACAGUCAAAGGACUCAGUCUGAAACAGCAUACAAAGAAAGGAGUCAUGAGGUAGAGGACCGGGCCCGGCCCCAGCUUCAGCCCCUGCUGUGCAGGUGGAGCUCCCUGGACCACAUGCUUGGGUCUCUUCCCCUCCAUGAAGUACAGAACUUUCAGGAACCUGUGCGGACCAGCUUCACAACAAGUCAGGUGUCUCUGAAAAUAAGAGAAACUGGCAAAGACGGGCACAAUGUUCUCCAGGAGGACCUAGACUGUACCACAAAGUCUGCUGCCCCGGGUUCAGGGAAAAUGACAGAAAGUAAUCUAGUGAAAAGCUUACGAGAGAGGUUCCAGAGCUUAACCACUAGCUCAUGAACCUGUGAAUUAUGUUGUUUUUUUUAUUCGUUUUUUUUAUCAGGGUCUAUCACGUGGAAAUCAGUUACGUGAUGCUUCUCAACGUUCUCAUUUCCCUUCAAAAGAAUGCAACGUGUUGUCUGCACAUUGUUUCCAGUCAAGGGUACAAGGUGAUGAUUUCUGCAGCAGUGAAACGUAAAGGGAUAUUGGUCAUUGGUGAGGGCCAUGAUGAGAAAGCAUAUUAUCUUUAAAAAAGGUGCAUUGCAAUAUUUGUACAUUAGUAAUUGUCUGCACUGUACAAUACCUGUUUUUGUAAAGAUCUGUAUGUAGUCCCCGGUAAUUGAGGAUUAAGUUGUACUUAUUAUUUGCAUCAAUUUGGUUCCCACACACUGUUGGUGAUUCUUGCUAUAACCACUAUAGCACUAUUAUCAUUUCACCAUGUAAACUGUCAGCUAGAGUUUCAG